Messenger RNA from Parasteatoda tepidariorum (common house spider), 1047 nucleotides. The record is from RefSeq and is a predicted model, not a curated record. NCBI's taxonomy places the organism in Eukaryota, Metazoa, Arthropoda, Arachnida, Araneae, Theridiidae.
UCGCUUUUAAAGCCUCGGAACAACAAAGGAUUUAUAGAACUUGAAACUCUUAGUCGCGACAGUAGACUAUUCAUUAACAUGUUUCAAAAGUUACUUUAGAAUAAGUGUCUAAUUAUAUGAAAUCUGAAUGAAUGAAAUAUAUAUAAAAACAAACAAACUUGAUAUCCGAUAUAGUUACUGGUUUCUGCCCGGCUGAAGGUGGUUCCGGUCUAAUUUAAGCAAGCAAAAUAGAAAAUUUUCAGAGUUAGAUUUUAAGGGGUAAACUUUGGCAUUAAAAUGAAACUUUAUCUUAAAUUCUCUAUUUUCAGCAAUGCAGUCAGUAAAAGAUAACGUUAAAGGCUGUUCAAUUCUUUCAAUUAAUAUUUUGUUUAUAUUUAUAUUGCUGCAUUAUUUGAUUAGAAAGAAAACAAGAACUGUCGAUGUGUGAUAAAUGUAGAAUGUGUGUUCAAAAACACUCAUAAAAUUGGUGUAUAUACCAUUUAGUUUCAUUAGAAAUGGCAUUGAAUGCGGACGAUGAUAUUUUACCACAGUAUCCCCUUAAUUCUGAAAAGAAAACCCACCUUUGUGACAUAUGUAAUAAAAUAUUCACUAGUAACUGGAAUUUAACCCAACACAAAACUAUUCACACAGGAGAAAGGCCAUAUUCAUGUAGUGUAUGCGAUAAAACAUUUUCACGUAAAUCAGGUUUAAAACAGCACAGUCAUGUUCACGAAGAAAAAGAUUUCAAUGACGAAAAUAAUUUAACUUUAGAUUCACUUAUUGCGACUGAAAAGAAAACUUACUCAUGUCAUGUGUGUAAUAAAAUAUUUACCGCUAAAAAGUACCUAAAUAGACACUAUCUUAUUCAUACGGGAGAGAAACCCUAUUCUUGCGACAGGUGCGAUAAAACAUUUGCUUUUAAAUGUAGGCUAGACGAUCACUAUCGUGUUCAUACGGGGGAGAGACCGUAUACAUGCAGUGUUUGUAAAAAAACUUUUAAACAUCAGAGUACAUUAACUGAACACAGCCGUCUUCAUACCGGAAUAAAAAAGUAUAUGUGCGCUUUGU